Messenger RNA from Linum trigynum, 2703 nucleotides. Lineage: Eukaryota; Viridiplantae; Streptophyta; Magnoliopsida; Malpighiales; Linaceae. The record is from the annotation of a GenBank genome assembly.
AUGGAUAGGGAAGCUCAAGGUUCCAACGAGGUUGAGAAGUCUUUAUCAGAUGAGGAUAUAAUGAGUCAUGACUUGGAAGAUAUCCUAGAUAUUCACGGUACAGAGCUAGAUUCGUGGAGAAGUAUCAUGGAAAAUUGGCAAAGACAAAGAAAUAUGUGUGUUGUUCAACUCAUUUGCUAUGUUGUAUACACGCUGCAUUUAUUGAACAAUCAUAUGCGUGUGGAGACAACUUUGAGUCAACCUCUUGUGCUUCGAGAGGCAAAGAGAAAAAUCUUAAUGAAGGACUUACGUGACCAUGAAGCAACUUGUCGGGCCACAUUGCGUAUGGGAAUAGAUGCUUUUGAUAUUUUCUGUCAAAAGUUACGGUUGACUGGCGUUUUGAAGGAUUAUAAUCGUGCCACAGUUGAGGAGCAAGUAGCAAGAUUUUUGGCUAUUCUUUCACAAACUGGUGGAAAGUAUCGUAAUCUGGCACUAUAUUAUCACCGAAGUAUUGGAACAAUUAGUUAUCAUUUUCACAAUGUCUUGAGAGCUGUGAUAAGUCUAGCGCCAGAAUUUUUGAGCCAACCCAAUGCUGCACCAGUUCCAUCCAAAAUCAAAGACAACCUUAGAUUCUUUCCCUACUUCAAGGAUUGCAUUGGGGCGGUUGGUGGAAGUCAUUUUCGUGUCAAAGUGCAUCGCGAUAACCAAACUCGUUUUCGUGGUUGCAAAGAAUGGCCCACACAGAAUGUUUUAGCGACAUGUAACUUUGACUUGCAGUUCACAUAUGUGUUAGCUGGAUGGGAAGGAACUGCUUCCGAUUCAAGAAUUAUCAAAAAUGCAUUUGCUAGACCACAUGGGCUCGUAAUUCCAGAAGGAAAAUACUAUCUCGGAGAUGGUGGACUUAUGUUACGUGGAUCAUUAUUGACACCGUAUAGGCAUGUCCGUUACCACUUAAAGGAAUCUUCUCGGGAUGGUCCUAAAAAUGCUAAAGAAUUGUUUAAUCAUCGACAUGCUUCUUUACGAAACAGCAUUGACCGAGCAUUUGGGGUGGUGACAAAGAGAUUUCCUAUUAUUGGUAAAAUGAUCCCUAAGAAGGGAAAGGAAGUGGCUGAUGGACCGACCAGGGAGAAUGUUGUUUGGACGGAAGAAAUGGAUAAUGAGUUGCUGGAUUGCUUACUUACUGAGCAGCGCAAGGGAAAUAGACAGGAGGGGCAGUUCACCACGCAUGCUUUGACUAAUGUCGUUUAUGCAUUGCGGACUAAGUUCCCCAGCAUAAGACUUGACAAGGACAAGGUUAAGAAUAGACAAAGGACAUUAAAAAAACACUUUGCAGAUGUUAAAGACCUCUUCCAUAACAUGAGUGGGUUUGCGUGGAAUCCUGAAACCAAGCUUUUUGAAGCUGAACGUGAAGUGUGGGAGCGUCUAUGUGAGGAAAAGCCAAAUGCUAAGCAAUGGAUCAGGAAACCAAUUAACAACUAUGAUAAGUUGUUCGAGUUAUAUGGUGAACAUAGAGCAAUGGGAAAUGGAGCUAGCAGUGCUUUUGAGAGACUUGACACUUGGAAUAUGCAGAAUCCAACAUCUGACAUUAACUUGGUCGAUCUUUCUGAAAACCCGGAGGAUGCAGACGAUGAAGGUGCUAAUGUAUUUACUCCUACAAGCAUGGACACAUUUAGUUCUGAAGGUAAAACGAUGCCUAAGAAGGGAAAGGAAGUGGCUGAUGGGCCGACUAGGGAGAAUGUUCAUUGGACGGAAGAAAUGGAUAAUGAGUUGCUGGAUUGCUUACUUACUGAGCAGCGCAAGGGAAAUAGACAGGAGGGACAGCUCACCGCGCAUGCUUUGACCAAUGUCGUUUAUGCUUUGCUGACUAAGUUCCCGAGCAUAAGACUUGACAAGGACAAGGUUAAGAAUAGACAAAAGACAUUGAAAAAACACUUUGCAGAUGUUAAAGACCUUUUCCAUAACAUGAGUGGGUUUGCGUGGAAUCCUGAAACCAAGCUUUUUGAAGCCGAACGUGAAGUGUGGGAGCGUCUAUGUGAGGAAAAGCCAAAUGCUAAACAAUGGAUCAGGAAACCAAUUAACAACUAUGAUAAGUUGUUUGAGCUAUAUGGUGAACAUAGAGCAAUGGGAAAUGGAGCUGCCAGUGCUUUUGAGAAACUUGACCGUUGGAAUAUGCGGGCUCCAACAUCUGACAUCAACUUGGCUGAUCUUCCUGAAAACCUGGAGGAUGUAGAUGAUGAAGGUGCUACUACUUUUACUCCUACAGGCACGCAUGCAUUUAGUCCUGAAGGUAUGCCUACUAUUAGCUCUGAGCGUUCACCAUCAAUUAACUCCCAAGGCACUUCAUCGAGAGGAAUUAAAAGGAAAGCUCCUAUGGGAAAUUUGAUGCUUGAUAAAAUUGAUGAAAUGAGAAGUAAUAUUGCGAGCAUGGUACAAGCAAUUGAGCAGGGGAAUUUGAUUGCUGAACGCUCCGCACGAGCAAUGGAGAAAGGCAACGAGAUUAAGGAAAAGUCACUGAUGAUUCUUGAACAUCAAAAGGCUCAUGUUUAUAAGGAGGCAGAAAUUUAUGCUGAACUGAUUCGCCUUAAUGUUCCCCAGCAUAAGGUGAUGCUAGCUUACAGGAACUUUGCAAGAAGCCAGGAAAACACAAGACUUUUGUUUGGCUUACCAGAGGAUAGGCGACUUCAAUUUGUGGAGAUGGCACUACUCUGGAGCACUAAUAUGUGA